Eimeria tenella is the source of this 384-nucleotide messenger RNA. RefSeq lists its product as uncharacterized. NCBI's taxonomy places the organism in Eukaryota, Apicomplexa, Conoidasida, Eucoccidiorida, Eimeriidae. The record is from RefSeq and is a predicted model, not a curated record. Gene Ontology annotation, molecular function: peptidyl-tRNA hydrolase activity. Bases 1 to 384 code for a protein of 127 amino acids. The transcript has 2 exons.
AUGCAGAAAUCAUCGUUGGGUGAUGAGGAUCCUCUCGUUCAAUACGUGGUACUGCGUAAGGACUUGACCGUGAAGCUGAACUGGCCUCUGGGCGCAGUUGUGGCUCAAGCGUGCCAUGCUGCGGUGGAUGCGCUAGGGAUUUCCAUGAUACGAGACGGAGACGAAGCCAAGACAUAUUUGGCUGCCGGCAGUAGCAUGAUAACAGUCGUCUUGCAAGUCCCAGGUGAGCCUGAAUUGCUCAAGCUUCGGGACAAGCUGCAGCAGAGCCAAAUCGGCCAUUCGUUAUGGAAAGAAGAACCAGAGAAAAUCCCGACGGCAUUAGCAUCUGUGCCGAUACGAAAAAGUGCUGGAAAGGUCUUCAAAGGACUAAAACUUUUGUCAUAA